UGCUGAAGUUGUUAACUUCAAUCCUAUAUAUACCUUAAUGCAUCUUUCCAUGAAGCUCUCAUCUACUUCCCAUUUUCAAGUUCUUAAGCUAUUACCUCCUUUAUCAUAUGGCUUCUCUGCUAGCAGAAAACACUUUUCCACUCAUUUUCCUCCUCUUAACAAUAUUUUCAUCAUCCAAAGCUGAACUUCAUGCUCAUUACUAUGACCAAACAUGUCCCCAAUUGGAGAAAAUAAUUUCAGAGACAGUUCUCAGUGCUUCUAUCCAUGAUCCAAAAGUCCCGGCGCGUAUUUUGAGGAUGUUCUUCCAUGACUGUUUUAUAAGGGGAUGUGAUGCAUCAAUAUUGCUGGACUCAACUGCCACUAACCAAGCAGAGAAAGAUGGUCCUCCUAAUAUCUCAGUUCGAUCGUUCUAUGUAAUUGAUGAGGCUAAGGCAAAGCUUGAGCAGGCUUGCCCGGGCAUUGUUUCCUGUGCUGAUACACUCGCUAUUUUAGCGAGAGAUGUGGUGACCAUGUCUGGAGGUCCAUAUUGGAAUGUACUAAAAGGACGGAAAGAUGGAAGGGUAUCAAAGGCAUCUGAUACUGUCAACUUACCGGCCCCAACCUCGACUGUAGACCAACUUAUUCAGAGCUUUGCUAAGAGAGGGUUGGGAGUUAAAGAUAUGGUGACAUUAUCUGGAGGACACACGCUUGGCUUCUCACAUUGUUCUUCCUUUGAGGCUCGUGUGCAUAAUUUCAGUUCAUUGCAUUCCAUUGAUCCAAGGUUGGACACUGAAUUUGCACUAGACCUAAGAAAGAAAUGUCCAAAACCAAACAACAAUCAAAAUGCAGGGCAAUUCCUAGACUCAACAGCAUCAGUGUUUGAUAAUAACUAUUACAAACAACUACUGGCUGGAAAAGGUGUGUUUUCUUCCGAUCAGUCACUUGUUGGUGGUUACAGAACUAGAUGGAUUGUAGAAGCAUUUGCAAGAGACCAGAGUUUGUUUUUCAAAGAAUUUGCAGCUUCAAUGUUGAAACUCGGAAAUCUAGGAGGCUUUGAGAAUGGAGAAGUGAGACUAAAUUGCAGGAUUGUGAAUUGAGAGACAUCAGAGACAAAUUUGCCCUGAUUCUUUUUUGUCUUUGCAACACUUCAGUUAUUUACAAUGUUUAUCAUAAAAAUCUUGUUACUACAUAUUGAAAUAAAUGUGAUUACUUGUAUACCCGUUAUUUGAAGAAUGAUAAAAGAAAAAUGUUCACCUGUUCACAAUA
Molecule: messenger RNA, 1245 nt
Organism: Vicia villosa (hairy vetch)
Lineage: Eukaryota; Viridiplantae; Streptophyta; Magnoliopsida; Fabales; Fabaceae
Product: peroxidase 66
Exons: 3
Coding region: 108-1076 (322 amino acids)
Biological process (GO): hydrogen peroxide catabolic process; response to oxidative stress
Cellular component (GO): plant-type cell wall; plasmodesma
Molecular function (GO): heme binding; peroxidase activity
Source: RefSeq, a predicted model, not a curated record